GUGACAUGUGGUCCCAGAGUGUAGUUCUCUUGACUCUGCUUCUUCCAAUUUUUUCUCAAGUUCUAAAAGAUGAAGAUUACAGAUUGCCUUUGGAUAUUCAUCCGAUUUCAUAUAAACUAACCUUGAAUCCGAAUAUAGAGAGUCUUACUUUUGUUGGAAACUUAACAUUUACUUUUAGACCGCUGAAAGAUACACAAACAUUGAUUUUGAAUUCUAAAAAUCUUUUGAUAGGCAUCGGUAAUACUUUUAUGAAAGAUGACACAGGUACUGCAGGACAAAUUAAUCAGGUGAUUGAAAAUAAAGAAUUAGAGAGGAUUAUCAUCAGACCUUUAGGAUAUUUCAUAAAAGGAAUAAUCUACACUAUCAAUUUCAAUUAUGAAGGAAAUAUAACUGAAGACGGUAGUGGCCUGUACAGAUCUAGCUAUGACGAUAGUGGAAAAACAGAGUGGUUCUUGGUGAGCCAGAUGAGACCAGUUCACGCCAGGAAGGUCUUCCCGUGCCUCGACGAGCCGAUCUUCAGGGCCAAGUUCAAGCUGUCGGUGUGGCACACCCGGGGAUACCAGGCCGUCUCCAACAUGCCUCCUGUAGUCACCGAAGUCAUCGGGGAAAGAGCUCUGACUGAAUUCGAGGAGACACCUGAAAUCCCAGUCUUCCUCACCGGCCUGCUGGUGUCCAAGUUCGGUUCGGUGAGCGGAGAACGAGGGUUCGUAUCCUUGGCUGUUCCAGAGGAGGUUCCUUCCGUGGUCUACUCCGCAGAGAUCGGGCCCAAACUGGUCGCGGCGAUGGAGCUCCAGGUCAGCAUACCCUACCCCCAGAAGAAGACUCACCAAGUAGCUCUGCCGCGUUUGGUGCCUGUCGCCAUGGAGAACUGGGGACUCUUCAACUUCAGGAAGGAAAACAUCCUUUACUCUGAUAAGGACUCCCCGACGGUGCAGAAGCAGACCGUGGCUAGGUUCUCUGGUCACGAAGUAUCUCACACCUGGAUCGGCAACUCAGUGACCCUCGCCUGGUGGGACCACCUCUGGCUCAGUGAAAUGUUCGCCAUGUACCUCGAGUAUUUCUUACCUCACAUGGUGGAGCCGCAAUGGAGGAUGGACGAGCAGAUGGCGAUAGACCUGACGUUUGCCGGGCUUGCUGCCGAUUCGCCGCAAGCAGAGCCGCUUACGACCAAGGUGCUCACGCCGCAGCAGGUGUCCGCCAAGUUCUCCGGUCUCACCUACACCAAAGGUCCCGGGUUGUUGCGCAUGGUCCAACACGCCCUCACUCUGCCUUAUUUCUUCAGUGGAGUCAGACUUUACGUCGAAAAAUAUUGGGAAAAGAGCGUGACUCCAAUCAACCUCUGGGAGACCCUCGAAGGAUUCGGCAGCUUUCCGGAAGAUUUGGAUUAUCUGAUGAGCGGAUGGACGGAACAGCCCGGAUAUCCCGUUGUGACAGCGAAUCUUAAGACAGCAGGAGUAGUGCUCACUCAGGAACCAUUUUCAAUUGAUGGGACUAAAGCUUCGAACCUCUCAUGGUGGAUUCCAAUAAACAUUAUGACCUCAGAGGAGAUUUAUCCCGACACGCACGCCAAGUUCUGGCUUCCGCCCAAACUGGCCUUCAAAGUCCCGGCUCCUCGGAAGUGGAUUAUGAUCAAUCCAGAAGGCACUGGUUUCUUCCGGGUGAAAUACCACCCUGAGCUCUUCGCCAGACUCAGCAAUCAGCUGACGACAGACCAUUCCAAACUUCCUCCCCUCAGCAGGGCUAAGCUCAUCGACGACGCAGUCUGGCUGUCGAGGGCAGGACUCCUCAAUGUCCAAUCCGCUCUUGGUCUCGUCAGUUACCUUUCCUCGGAGUUGGACUUCAUCGUCUGGAAGUCCGCUGCUGUCUCUUUGGAUCUACUGGACUCUCUAUUAGCGCAUAGCAAGAUCUACCCAUACUACAAGACUUAUGUCGCUUACUUGGUGAACAAUAUUUACAAUAUAAGUGGGCUUAUGGACUCUCCGAGGGACACCCAUGUCGACCGUGUGCAAAGACAGAUCGUGGCCGAUCUAGCCUGCAGGAUGGGAGUUGACGACUGUAUCAGUAGAUCUCUUCAACACUUGAGUAAUCGCAUCAAAGGAAUAAAGCAUCGGAUUUCUCCAGACGUUGAAGCAACAGUUUAUUGUACAGCAGUGGCUAAUGGUGAAGAUUCUGUGUGGCAGUAUGUUUUAUCAUUGUACCGCAGCAAUCCAAAAGAUAGCGCUCGCUAUUUGUCUGCUCUCUCUUGUUCUAUUAAUUCUGGAAACUUAAAACAAUUUAUUAUUGAUUCCAUACCCGAUCUGACUGCUGACCAAUGGAUCGAAAGGACAACAGCAAUAGCAUCGAGGAAGGAAAAUUCAGACAUCUUGCUCAAUAUAAUUCACAAAAACAUCAACAUUAUAAUUAACAAGUAUGGUACAAGAACGGUGAGCAGAGUAUUGCUUCAAUUUACAAAAUACUUAACUACGAAAGUGCAGGCCGAUACGCUUAAGGAGAUUGAAAGGUUUGGAGUUGGAGGACUCAAUACUGAAAUAACACAAAUAAACAAUCGAAAGGAGUGGCUGGAUAAAAAUGCUCCUCUGAUAGUAAACUUUCUCAGGGAAAAUCAUCAGUUUGGUUUCAUCACUUCAAGAUUACUUCUAUAAUUUGAAAAUGCAGGAAACAAUCGUUAAUUUGUCUGUAGUUACUAGCUGUUAUUCAUAAUUUAAAUUCAUGAAAUUAUUAAAAUUGAAGAAUCUUCCAUAAUAUUACCUCACAUGUAUAUAAGAUGCUUUUGUAAACUAUGUUAUUACACAAAGAUGCAAUCGUAGCAAUCAGUUUUAUCUCCAUUAAAAAUAUUGUAUUUAGUUAUAAACUACUCUUUUAUCAAUAGUUCAGUUUGAUCAAGGUGAUACAUAACUCUG
Messenger RNA from Nezara viridula (southern green stink bug), 2900 nucleotides. The record is from the annotation of a GenBank genome assembly. NCBI's taxonomy places the organism in Eukaryota, Metazoa, Arthropoda, Insecta, Hemiptera, Pentatomidae.